AUGGUUCGAAAAUAUAAACCUCGUGUAAUACCAGAACAGGACCGCAGAAUCUGCGGCACCAUAUGCCUGUGCCAAUUAACAUUAGUUCUAAGCAGUGUGUCCUUAGUUUAUUUAUCUGUCGCAAUCUACAUGCCCUCUCAUCGGGCGUUCAAUUCGGGCUUCGAGCCGGACCCCGUGAUGUGUCAGACCCACAACGCUACGAUGGCGCUGAGUCAGUGCACGUGGGCCAGCUGCGGAGAGUGGUGCCUGACCAAAACUUCCGGAUUUUGUCCGCAGCUUCAUGCGAUCGUUAGAAGAAAUGGUACGGAACUGGUCAUGGAAAAUUGCACGAGGAUAACACUCGUCUCUUGUCCGCAGGUGGACACUGGAGCCCUAAAAAGGUACAAUUGCAACAACGGUUCGGAAUGCGCUUCCUUGCAUGGUGUCUUUAAUUGUUCUCUUGGACACUGCGCCAACUUAUCUGAAUUAUAUUUAUGUCACCAUAAGGCAGAUGGAAUUGUAGUCGACAGCGAAAAGGACAACAUGAAAUUAAACGGAUUUUUCGAAUGUGUAGGUUCACGUUGCGUUAAAAUCAAAAGGCCUUUUCAUUGCGAUCGCUAUUGUCCCAGGAUAUCAACAUUUUCCCAAAACACAUUCUUGAUGUUCGAAGAUAAUUUAUACAGUGCCGAAUGUUCUCGAGCGAUUGCAUUAAGUGAGUCGAAUGGACCAGAUCCUGGAGGUCCUAUAGAACCCACCGAGAUAUGGAACGAUACGUCUGGAAGUGGAGCAUUGUUGGCUUCUUGUCAUUCCAUAACGAGAACUGUUAAUCAACUCAGAGGAAGCGAUUGUUUAAAUGGGACCCUGCUCGAACCGUCAUUAAUCGGACGCCCUACUAUAAAUUUCACGACGUUUUGGAGUUUAUAUAACAAUAGUCGUAUUGAAGUAGAUCCAGAUCAUAGAUUUUUACCAAAGCAGAGUGCCCUAACCAUAUAUCAAUCGAAAAAAAUACUUAUUAAUUUAGAAGGCUGUGUUAACACUCUACGAGGUGAAUGCUUGGAAUUUUUGGCAUCACAUGGAAGUGAUGGAGACAACCAGACAGCUCAGUCUAGAUAUCCAUGCUAUUACAACAAGAAUCCGAAUGUAACGUAUGUUGUAGCUCGUUUUGACCUAGAUAAAACAUGGAGGUAUUUGAUGAUAGCUGUUGUGGUUCCCACAGUUUUGUUUGUGAUAUCUUUUACUACUCUCUGCAUAAUUACUAAUUCAGUGAAGGUGGGAGACGAUGCAAAAAUGCGUUGCCGUUGUUGUAGAGAUACGACAGGUGCCGAAGAGUCUCCACCGGAAGAUUUAGAUAUCGGAUUGGGAAUUCAACAAGAAACUUCCAAUGCUAAAGAAUUACCAGAAGAAGAAUCAGAAGAAGAAGAAGGUGCUGUCGGUGGAGUUGUUGAACCAAGAAAUGGUUCUAAGAUAUUAGAAGAAGAUAUGGAUUUGCAAGGUAUAGUUGCUGUCAUGCCAUUAUCACCAAGCACUGAAACUAGUGAAGGCAUUGGCGGAGAUGACAGACCUUUGGUGAAAGUUAAAGACAAGUAA
Ctenocephalides felis (cat flea) is the source of this 1566-nucleotide messenger RNA. RefSeq lists its product as uncharacterized. Gene Ontology annotation, molecular function: sodium channel regulator activity. The record is from RefSeq and is a predicted model, not a curated record. Gene Ontology annotation, biological process: regulation of sodium ion transport. The transcript has 6 exons. NCBI's taxonomy places the organism in Eukaryota, Metazoa, Arthropoda, Insecta, Siphonaptera, Pulicidae. The coding region runs from base 1 to 1566 and encodes 521 amino acids.